Mesoplodon densirostris (Blainville's beaked whale) is the source of this 1440-nucleotide messenger RNA. It is a transcript of the gene P2RX2, whose product is annotated as purinergic receptor P2X 2. The transcript is spliced from 11 exons. Gene Ontology annotation, cellular component: plasma membrane; nuclear inner membrane. The coding region runs from base 1 to 1440 and encodes 479 amino acids. NCBI's taxonomy places the organism in Eukaryota, Metazoa, Chordata, Mammalia, Artiodactyla, Ziphiidae. Gene Ontology annotation, biological process: response to ATP; monoatomic cation transmembrane transport. The record is from RefSeq and is a predicted model, not a curated record. Gene Ontology annotation, molecular function: ATP binding; extracellularly ATP-gated monoatomic cation channel activity; purinergic nucleotide receptor activity.
AUGGCGGCGGCCGAGUCCAAGCCCCCCGCGGGGACGGCCGCGUGCCGACGCCUGGCCCGGGGCUGCUGGUCCGCGUUCUGGGACUACGAGACGCCCAAGGUGAUCGUGGUGAAGAACCGGCGCCUGGGCAUCGUGUACCGCGCGGUGCAGCUGCUCAUUCUGCUCUACUUCGUGUGGUACGUGUUCAUCGUGCAGAAGAGCUACCAGGACAGGGAGACGGGCCCCGAGAGCUCCGUCAUCACCAAGGUCAAGGGCAUCACGUCGUCCGAGCACAAAGUGUGGGACGUGGAGGAGUACGUGAAACCCCCCGAGGGGGGCAGCGUGUUCAGCAUCAUCACCAGGAUCGAGGUCACCCCCUUCCAGACCCUCGGAACCUGUGCCGAGAGUAUGAGGGUCAAGAACGCCACCUGCGAUUCGGACGAGGACUGCGUGGCUGGGCAGCUGGACAUGCUGGGAAACGGCCUGCGGACCGGGCGCUGCGUGCCUUAUUACCAUGGGUCCUCCAAGACCUGCGAGGUGUCCGGCUGGUGCCCGGUGGAAGACGGGGCCUCAGUCAGCCAGUUUCUCGGUAAGAUGGCCCCGAAUUUCACCAUCCUCAUCAAGAACAGCAUCCACUACCCCAAAUUCCAGUUCUCCAAGGGCAACAUCGAGAACCGGAAGGAUGGCUACCUGAAACACUGCACAUUCCAUGAGGUCUCUGACCUCUACUGCCCCAUUUUCAAGCUGGGCUACAUCGUGGAGCAGGCGGGGGAAAACUUCACGCAGCUGGCACACACGGGUGGUGUAAUUGGGGUCAUUAUCAACUGGGACUGUGACCUGGACCUGUCGGCGUCAAAGUGCAACCCCAAAUACUCCUUCCGGAGGCUCGACCCCAAGCAUGUCCCAGCCUCAUCUGGCUACAACUUCAGGUUCGCCAAGUAUUACAAAGUAAAUGGUAGCACCACCCGCACACUCAUCAAAGCCUACGGGAUCCGAAUUGACGUCAUCGUGCACGGACAGGCAGGGAAGUUCAGCCUGAUUCCCACCAUCAUUAACCUGGCCACAGCGCUGACCUCCAUCGGGGUGGGCUCCUUCCUGUGCGACUGGAUCUUGCUAACGUUCAUGAACAAAAACAAGGUCUACAGCCAUAAGAAAUUUGACAAGGUGUGUACUCCAGGGCCUUCCUCAGGCAGCUGGCCUGUGACCCUGGCCCUUGUUUUGGGCCAGGGCCCUCCCCCACCCUAUCCCUGCUCCGCAGACCCAGGCCAGGCUGGCCCACCGCAGGGUGAGGGGCAGAGCCAGGCCUGGGCUGCCCCACCCCCAUGGCCUUGCCCCACCUCUGCCCCGUCUGAGCAGAUGGUGGAUGCUCCCAAGCGGGGUGCAGGACCAGGGCUUGGCGCCUCUGAGCCUUCCCAACAGGACUGCGCUCUCACAGACGCCCGAGGUCUGGCCCAGCUCUGA